This is a messenger RNA of Octodon degus (degu), 1879 nucleotides long. It is a transcript of the gene Tamalin, whose product is annotated as general receptor for phosphoinositides 1 associated scaffold protein. Lineage: Eukaryota; Metazoa; Chordata; Mammalia; Rodentia; Octodontidae. Bases 70 to 1230 code for a protein of 386 amino acids. Gene Ontology annotation, molecular function: protein binding. Gene Ontology annotation, biological process: signal transduction. The record is from RefSeq and is a predicted model, not a curated record. The transcript has 8 exons. Gene Ontology annotation, cellular component: plasma membrane.
CCAGCAGCCGUCGCCUGCGCUGCGGAGCGCAGUGAGCGCCGCCUCCUAGGGGCGCCCGGCGCCGGAGCCAUGACCCUCCGCCGACUUAGGAAGCUGCAGCAGAAAGAGGAGGCGACUGCCGCCCCGGACCCUGCUGCCCGGGUUCCGGACUCGGAAGCCGCUCCAGCUCCGACCCCGGCCUCGGGUCCGCCGGCUGCAGCCGCCAACCCGGGACCCCCAGGGGACGAGCUUUACGCGGCGCUGGAGGACUAUCACCCCGCCGAGCUGUACCGCGCUCUCGCCGUGUCCGGGGGCACCCUGCCCCGCCGGAAGGGCUCAGGAUUCCGCUGGAAGAAUCUCAGCCAGAGUCCUGAACAACAACGGAAAGUAUUGACUUUGGAGAAGGAGGACAACCAGACUUUUGGCUUUGAGAUCCAGACUUAUGGACUUCACCACCGAGAGGAGCAGCGUGUGGAGAUGGUGACUUUUGUCUGCAGAGUUCAUGAGUCCAGCCCUGCCCAGCUGGCUGGGCUCACACCAGGUGACACCAUUGCCAGCGUCAAUGGCCUGAAUGUGGAAGGCAUCCGGCAUCGAGAGAUCGUUGACAUCAUCAAGGCAUCAGGCAACGUUCUCAGACUGGAGACUCUGUAUGGGACAUCAAUUCGGAAGGCAGAACUGGAGGCCCGACUGCAGUACCUGAAGCAAACCCUGUAUGAGAAGUGGGGCGAAUACAGAUCCCUAAUGGUUCAGGAGCAGCGGCUGGUGCAUGGCCUGGUGGUGAAGGACCCCAGCAUCUAUGACACCCUGGAGUCCGUGCGCUCCUGCCUCUACGGGGCAGGCCUGCUCCCAGGCUCUCUGCCCUUUGGGCCUCUGCUGGCUGCGCCUGGGGGUCCUCGCGGGGGCGCCCAAAAAGCCCCGGGUAACACCGACGAUGCUGUCUAUCACACCUGCUUCUUUCGGGGCGCAGAGCCGCCCGCGUUGCUGCCGCCCCCGCUGCCUCCCGCGCGUCCCCCUGGCUCGGCCGAGGCUUUGCUGCCCGGGCCGCGAGCUGCGCUGACCCGCAGCGCCAGUGUGCGGUGCGCUCUGGGCUCCGGCGGGGGCUCCCCGGGCGCGCUCUGGACUGAAGCCCGCGAGCAGGCCCUGUGCGGCCCGGGCCUGCGCAAGACCAAGUACCGCAGCUUCCGCCGGCGGCUGCUCAAGUUCAUCCCCGGACUCAACCGCUCCCUGGAAGAGGAGGAGAGCCAGCUGUAGGGGCGAGGUGGGCAGGGAGGUAUUUAUUUAUUUAUUCCUAGCAGCCAGUGCAAAGAGUGUGGGUGAGAGUGCCGACCCCGGACAGCAGGACCGCAGGGCCCCAGGAGCCCGGAGCAGCGGGAGAGGCUCCUGGCGGGCCCUUGCUGCCUACUUAGAAUCCUUCUCUCCUGAACUAAGAGGCGCUGGGGCUGGGAGCCAACAGGCAGUCCGGGCUGGGAGUGGUCUGGGGGUCAAAGAUGGGCGUGCUAUCCUAGUCUGGGUCAGUAGUGCCUUGUGGGCGUCCCGGAACCCUGCACACCCAGGGUGGGGGGACCUGUCCCACGAAGCCCUCUUCCUCAGCUUUCCUAGCUCCUCCACCCUUAGGCCCGGGGAACAUGGCAGACUGCUGGUCGUUCGUUCUCCACAGCCCACACAGCUCCGUUGGCCCCAAGGGGACAAGGUGCUGGGCCCCUCCCCCAGCCUUGACCCUUAAGGGCUUGGCUCCUCCCAGGGGCCUGCAACUAAAUGGGUUCCUGCUGGGCGGGGUCCUGGGUUCUGUGCCCCUUGGGGAACAGGAAUGGGCAUGUUCAGGUAGGGUAGAGGCAGCACAGACUGCUCUGCCAUUUUGCAUUUGUUGCUUCUGAACCACAAAGUGUAUAAAAUUGACGGU